Molecule: messenger RNA, 934 nt
Organism: Bufo bufo (common toad)
Lineage: Eukaryota; Metazoa; Chordata; Amphibia; Anura; Bufonidae
Product: protein kinase C delta type-like
Exons: 5
Coding region: 347-808 (153 amino acids)
Biological process (GO): protein phosphorylation
Molecular function (GO): ATP binding; protein serine/threonine kinase activity
Source: RefSeq, a predicted model, not a curated record
UCGGCCUGGAGUACAUGAGCUGCGGGGACUUUUACACCUACCUACUGAUGAAGGACCAGCUUGACAUCCCCAGUGCAAGAUUCUAUGCCGCUGAACUCGUCUGUGGAAUCCAAUUCCUGCACUCAAAGGGCGUCAUCCACAGGUAAUUACACUUUAAUUGUCUGUUCCAGGGUUCACCCUAAAGUCUAACAUCAAAAUCAGCCAUUUGUCACAAAUAUCUAAUUGUAGGAUCAACUCUCCAACAAAUAAUUGUUUUAUAUUUAACAGAGACCUGAAGCCCGAGAACAUCUUGGUGGCUGAAACGGGCCAUGUAAAGAUCACUGAUUUUGGUCUCGCACUUGUCAACAUGCAUGGAGACCGAACAGCCACUUCAUACGCUGGAACAAUCGGCUACAUAGCUCCUGAGAUGCUGGCUAGGAAGGAGUAUAACGCCGGAGUAGACUGGUAUUCUUUCGGUGUCAUCUUGAAAGAAAUGGUUACCAGUGAUUGUGCGUACCAUCAGACAAUCGAUGAUGCAUCCUCCGGCAUUAAGAACAUCAUUAGAAAGCUCCUUCGGAAAGAUCCUGCCAGACGCUUAGGAGUGAAUGGUAACAUCAGAAAGCACCGAUUCUUUCAGCGUAUGGACUGGGUCUCUGUGGAAGCCCUAGAGUUGCCUCCACCAUACACACCUGAGCCAACUGAACCUCAUCAUCGUCCUAGACCAUUCCAUCUGGACAAACUGGAGGCAGCAGAGGUCAGAACACCUAUUUCAGCAGCGGACCAGGCCUUGUUCGAGGGAUUUUCUUUUUGUCAACUUGGAAACCCUUGAUGAAACACCAGCUCCAUAGUCACCAGAGCAAGCUGCCCCCUGAGCCUCUGGAAGAGGAAGAUCAAGUGAAGAAGAGGAGACUGGACAUCACUGCAGUGAUCUACAGGCAGGUACUGCAGGAAUGAA